Molecule: messenger RNA, 1932 nt
Organism: Nematocida major
Lineage: Eukaryota; Fungi; Microsporidia
Exons: 1
Coding region: 1-1932 (643 amino acids)
Biological process (GO): protein deubiquitination
Molecular function (GO): cysteine-type deubiquitinase activity
Source: RefSeq, a predicted model, not a curated record
AUGUCUCUCUUAAUAGGAUACGCCGUGGCGAAAAAGUCCUACGAAAAGUACAAGGCAGGCGAAGACCCUCUCGUGAGCAGCCAGGAUAUCCUGAAGAAUGGAUUUUUAGACCCGAAUUCCAACUAUACGGUCAUAUCCUGUCGGGAGUGGGACGCCAUAAACGCAGAGUUCCUGUGCGAUGCAGCAGUUCCCGUGGGAAGAGUCCGCAUGCACGUUACAGUAAGCCCUGACGGAAUCUCGAAAGAUUUUGCAGUCCCUGCAGGAGAGAAGCUCUUCAGCGUGAUCCGAGUCGUUCUCUUCUCGGAGAAGAUGUCCCUCGAAGAGUUCCAGCAGAACUUCGCCUGCACAGUCUCUCCCCCCGUGGGAAUGGGAGAGUCUCUCGUGCGGGGAGAGUCCGCUGAAAUAUCCGUGAAAAUCACGAGAAAAGUCUCUCCCGAGAGCCUGCAGGACGAGAACAGACCCGUUGAGUUUCGGAAUGUGGGACUUACUUGCUACAUGAACACGGCCCUGCAGGUCCUCCUGGGAGUCAGCGAACUCUCAGACGCCGUCCUGCAGAUCUCCCAGGAGGAAAUUCGCGAGUUCGCCGCCCGAAAAAACACCAGGCAGGGAUACGACCGAGAAAAGUGCGGAGUCCUCCUGCAGGCGUAUAAAGCCCUCGUUAAAACUGCGCGCAGGAGGGGAGACUGCCUUGGGAAGCUGAAGGAGAUAAAGAGGGCUCUGGGAAGCAUAGAUCCGCGAUAUAGAGGAUGCUCUGAGGAAGACGCAGGGGAAGUUUUCUCCCUGAUCCUGAACAAUUUCAACUACCUCUUCGAGAAAACCCCGUAUGAAAGCCUUAUCCCCGACCUCUUCGUAUACACAGCAGAGUCCGUGCGAGUCCUUCGGAGUCACGGGGAAGUUGUUGGGAGGAAGGUGAAGCCUCUCUACAGAUCCUUCGUCUUGAACGGGUCUUUUGGGUCGGAGGGAGGACCCCACGGACACGUUCUCGUGAUCCAUCGGAAUCAGCUCAUCACAACGGGACUCUGUUUAUACCAGGGAAAAACAGUCGGGGAGAUCCGGGAAAGCGUCAGCAGGAAGUUCCAGGAGCCGGUCUGGAAGGUCCUUGCAGUGCAGAUGGAGGGAGAGCGCAUCCGGAAGGUCCCAGAUGCAGAGCCUUUCUCCUUCAGGAAGAACCUCCUGGAGCAGUCUUUCGUUUACGUAACGGAUGAAGCCCUGGAAGACGCAGAAUUUCUCUUUAUAAGUUACACUCCGGGGAUUGAGGGCCUUUCCUUCCUCGCAUCUUUUUUUAGCGGAGUGAAAAAUGUCUUCCAGAUCCCGUUUCUCGUCCGGAAGAAGUGCAAUAUCGCACAGUUCCUGGGGGAGAACCUGAAAAUAAAGAGGCGAACUGACGUCCCAAAUACAGUCCUGGAGAUAAAGCACAGCAGAGAGGAGACAGAGGAAUACUUCGGGUCGAUGGUAGUAGCACUCACGAAUAAGUACUGGGAUGCAGCUGAGCAUAUAGAGAGCAUAAAAAACAGAAAGUACGAGGUAAGAGACUGCGUCCACGUGCAGUGCGUAGUAAGUAACUGGGAGAGUCCGUCCCGCGAGAGGAGGGAGGAGGAGGGGAAGGAGGUCGAAGAAUUCACGCGUUUCAGAGGAUUCUCGAAGUAUUUUUGCGUUCAGCUUCCCGUGGGCCUGGGGAAGGGAGGGGAGAAGUUCGACAGGCAGAAGUUCUUCGUGGAGAAGGAGGGCCUUGUUUUGGACGGGGCUGCGUACUCUCUCGUUGGGAUUCUGGUCCAUCACAGCUUUGGGAUAGGAGGGCACUACGUAGCAUUCACACGGCGUGGGGGGAUGUGGUACCACUGCAACGAUAGUAGCAUCACAAAGUCCUCAGCAAAUGAUGCAGCUUCCACGGGGUAUCCGUACGGGAUUUUAUACAGAAGAGCAGACCCGUAG